GUUAUAUUCCAGGUUAUACUCCAGGUUAUACUCCAGGUUAUACUCUGGGUUAUACUCCAUGUUAUACUCUGAGUUAUACUCCAGGUUAUACUCCAGGUUAUACUCUAGGUUAUACUCCAGGUUAUACUCCAGGUUAUACUCCAGGUUAUACUCCAGUUAUACUUCAG
This is a messenger RNA of Scutellospora calospora, 167 nucleotides long. The record is from the annotation of a GenBank genome assembly. Lineage: Eukaryota; Fungi; Glomeromycota; Glomeromycetes; Diversisporales; Gigasporaceae.